AUGAGGAAAUGUAAACGCAAAGAAGAUAAACAAAAACAGAGAAUUAUACAGACAGAAGAGCGGAGGAGCACGUGCUAAGUGAAUUUUGAAUAAUUCUCCAUAUAUUAAAUCUUUAAAAUUUAAUGAAAACAUGGGCUUAACAAAACAAUAUUUGGCCUAUAGGCCCGUAGAUAGUUUUAAUAUAAUAACGAGCGCGCGUACGAAUGUGAACUUUGUUGUUUACAAUGGCAUUGAAGGGCGCUAUGUCCUGACAGGAGCGGCAGAAAAUGCUAUUGUGUGGGAUUUAAGGUUGGGUGAACGUGUGGCUACCUUUCGGCGUGACAAAAUAGAAGUAACCGCAUUACGCUCUUCACCAGACAAUACGCAUAUUUCAAUUGGCUACGCAGAUGGUGUGGUUGAAGUGUUCGAUUUAAACUCACCAUUGCAAGCAAUUUGUUCACUAGCUGUGCAUAAAAGUGCUGUGUCCAUCAUACGAUACGAUAAUGAAGGAAUGCGUUUAGUGUCCGGUGGUUUAGACACUGAAUUAGUAGUGGUUGACAUAGUCGAACAAGCAGGUAAACAGCGAUUAACUGGGCACAAUGCUUCCAUUACAGACGGUCACUUUCUGCAAGUAUUUGGUCAACAAAACAUUGUAAUAAGCAGUUCGAAAGAUACACAGAUAAAGUUUUGGAAUCUGGACACGCAGUUUUGUUUUAAAACCAUUGUAGAUAAUCGAACUGAAGUGUGGGCUCUUGCAUUUGUUGGUACGCUUAUGGUAGCUGGUUGCGGUGAAAGUAGCAUGAAUGUAUAUCGAUUAAAACAACACGAUGUAGAAUCACAGCCUUUGGAAAGAGCUGUAGAAGGCUUAUCAAUCGAUGAUGAAGACACUAUUAGUCCUAUUUCAGUAUCUAAUUGUGGUGUUAUACAGCGUGCUGGCAAAGGACGUACAGUUAGCUUAGUAACUGAUAUGAGCGAGCGUGUUAUUAGUUGUCACGGUACUAAUGAUUUAAUUGAAAGUUUUUAUAUUUGUACCGAUGAUGAAGCUAAAAAGCGUUUGGCUAAACGUUUAAAAAAGGCAAAUAAAUCAGCAGAUAAUAUACAAUCGCAAGAAGUAAGUUUAAGCGAUGAAAUUAAACGUUUAGAGAGCAUUAAAGUAAAGCAAAAAAUAAAAUCAAUUGACGUGAUAUUGGGUAGUAAUAACGAAUUACGUGUGGCUGUCAGUUUAGCAAAUAACAGUUUACAACUGUAUAGUUUGAAUGUGCUUUUAAAUCAAAAGAAAAAUAUAAAAGAAAAUUAUAAACUUCUGCGUUCUCUAACACGUGCUGGACAUCAAUCCGAGGUACGCACAGUUUGUUUUAGUUCAGAUUCUUUAGCUAUUGGAUCUGGUGCGGCAGAAUCAUUUAAGUUUUGGAAUCGAGAGACGAUGCAAUGUUUACGAACAGUCACUUCAGAUUAUAUACUUUGCGCUACUUUUGUGCCUGGCGAUCGCUAUGCACUUCUUGGUAUGAAAACGGGGAAGCUGUUGAUAGUUGAUGUAGGUACCGGUGAUAUUACAGAAGAAAUUCCUGCGCAUGAAAGUGAGCUAUGGUCAUUAGUUGUUUUACCUGAUCAAAAAGGUUGCGUUACUGCAAGCAGUGACACCACGGUUAAAGUAUGGACAUUUGAACUUGUUGACAGCUAUCAUACAGAAGACGAUGAACAUGCUACACAAGCAAAAGUCUUAUCUGUGCUGCAUAAGAAUACUCUUAAGCUGGAGGAAACUGUUUUAUGCGUGCGUUUAAGUCCUGACAUGAAAUAUUUAGCAGUGGGUUUGCUCGAUUCUACUGUGAAGAUAUUUUUUUUGGAUUCAUUUAAGUUUUUUCUAUCAUUAUAUGGACACAAACUACCAGUGUUGUGUUUAGAUAUAUCAUAUGAUUCCAAUUUGAUUGUCACGGGUUCUGCUGAUCGAAAUGUAAAAAUUUGGGGUCUAGACUUUGGCGAUUGCCACCGAUCACUCUUUGCGCAUGAUGAUUCUGUAAUGGCUAUUCAAUUUAUACCAAAAACACAUAUGUUCUUCACAUGUGGUAAAGAUGGGAAAAUUAAACAGUGGGAUGCAGAUAGUUUUGAUAGAAUUCUAACAUUACCAGGACAUAUUGGAGAAGCGUACAAUUUGGCUGUGAGUCCUAAUGGCAAAUAUUUAGUUACGUGUGGUUCAGAUCGCACACUGCGUGUGUUUCAACGCACCGAUGAACCUCUAGUUUUGCAAGAUGUACAAGAAGAUGAACGUGAAGAAAUGGAAAAUCAGCAGCUAGCAACUGGUGAAGAUAGUGGAGUACCGCUACUUCCAGGUCUAAAAUUAGCAUCUCGUAAAACGGUGGGUUCUGAAAAAGCAGCUGAAUCCAUUUUGGAAUGUUUGGAGAUAUGUAACCAAUACGACGUUGAUGCUGAAGAUAAACCCGACAUACAUCCCUUAUUGCGCGCUUUACAAGUAACAAAUACAGAUGAUUUCUUACUAGCUACUAUAGGUCGAAUACGUGCUUCUGAUUUGGAAGAGGCCUUACUUAUACUACCUUUUUCGAAUGUCUGCGAAUUGUUAGACAGACUACCACAGUUAAUUGCAAAACGUAAUGAUGAAAUAGAACUGUUGUGUAAGGUUACCAUAUUUCUUUUUAAGGUGCAUAUGAAACCAAUUACAAGCUCAAAAGCAAUGAAGCCUCUACUAGAAAGUUUGAUAAAAUCGCUAAAAUCUGACGUUUUAGCAUUGCGUGAUACGAUUGGUAUAAAUUUGCAUGGCUUAGGCAUGUUACAACGAGAUAUUGAGGAAAGGCAAGGAAUAGAGCUUUUCCGAGAGGCCACACAAGAACGUAAAAAACGAGAUAAAAAGAAAAGACAAGCCACAAAACGAGUUCAUAUUCAAUUGACGUAGUGUUGUAGUGAUGAGAAUAACGUUUAUGAUGUGGAAUAAAAUAAAAAAAAUUAUUUAUAUAAAACUUUAAAA
Molecule: messenger RNA, 2956 nt
Organism: Teleopsis dalmanni
Lineage: Eukaryota; Metazoa; Arthropoda; Insecta; Diptera; Diopsidae
Product: WD repeat-containing protein 3-like
Exons: 3
Coding region: 131-2884 (917 amino acids)
Biological process (GO): maturation of SSU-rRNA
Cellular component (GO): small-subunit processome; Pwp2p-containing subcomplex of 90S preribosome
Molecular function (GO): protein binding; snoRNA binding
Source: RefSeq, a predicted model, not a curated record